AUGAGACUCAAUGAAAAUGAGUCCAAUAACUCACCUUCAGUUAGCUCCCCUCAAAGUCAAGAAAAUAGUAUGGAAAUGGGUGGUUCAAGUAAUAGUAAUGUACCAUUAGAGGAAGAUUUGGUGUAUGAUGUUGAACUUCUUCCUCAUGAUCCGGGAAAAAGAAUAAACAUUAUGGAUUACCCCGCAAAUGAACGAAAUGCUGUUAGGAGGGGUUAUAUUCUUAAAAAACCUUGCCAACCAAAAACUCAUGUCUUCCCUACAAGACAAGUGUCUGGUUUGCGUCGCUUUAGUGUUCAUUGGUUCAACAAAUGGGAUUGGCUUGAAUAUAGUAUUGAAAAAGAUGCUGCAUUUUGUUUUGUAUGUUACUUGUUCAAGAAUGAAGUUGGUAUUAAACCGGGGGGUGAUGCAUUUGUUGAUGGAGGGUUUAGGGCAUGGAAUAAACCGGAAAGAUUUGAGAAGCAUGUUGGUGGAAUUAAAAGUGCUCAUAAUCUUGCUUAUGAGAAAUAUGUGAAUUUAAGAGAUGAAAAAAAGAAAUCAAUCUUGAAUGUGAUUGACAAUGCAAGUGAUGUGAUUAAAAGUGAAUAUUUUAUCCGCUUGAAAGCAUCUUUAUCUUGUUUAAGAUUUCUUUUGGGGCAAGGUUUGGCAUUUCGUGGACAUGAUGAAAGUGGGGAGUCAUAUAAUAGGGGUAAUUUCCUUGAGCUUUUGAAAUGGUUAGGAGAAAAGGUUGAGGAAGUAAGGAUACAUACUCUUGAAAAUGCACCUAAAAAUUGUCAAAUGACUUCCCCUCCUAUUCAAAAGGACAUUAUUAACUGUUGUGCCAAAGAAACAACUAGGUGCAUAAUAGAAGAAGUUGGUGAUGAUUACUUUGCUAUAUUGGCCGAUGAGUCAAGUGAUGUGUCCCAAAAAGAACAACUAGCUCUUGUUUUGCGUUUUGUUGAUAGAGAUAGUGGAAAGGUAAUGGAGCGAUUUUUAGGCAUUGUUCAUGUUGCUAAUACUACCGCUUUAACUCUUAAAGAUGCAAUCAUGUCUUUACUUGUUGAACAUUCAUUGAGCCCAUCUAUGAUAAGAGGGCAAGGGUAUGAUGGAGCUAGCAACAUGAAGGGUGAAAUAAAUGGCCUUAAGACUUUGAUUAUGAAUGAUACUCCAAGUGCCUACUAUAUACAUUGUUUUGCUCAUCAACUUCAACUAACAUUAGUUGCCGUUGCUAAAAAGAAUGAUAGUUGUGGUUGGCUUUUCGAGAUACUUGGAAAUUUGUUGAAUGUGGUUGGAGUUUCUUGCAAGAGAAGAGAAAUGAUUCGUCAAGAUCAAGCUCAAGAAGUUGCUCGAGCCUUGGAUGUUGGGGAUAUUGUGAGUGGAUCGGGUUUAAAUCAAGAACUUGGUUUGAGUAGGCCCGGGGAUACUCGUUGGAGUUCUCAUUACAAGUCACUUUUAAAUGCCAUCCUCUUAUUUCCUACAAUUAUUAAGGUGCUUGUACAAAUUGGGAAGCAUGGUGCAUCGGAAGAUAAGUUCAAAGCUCAAAUUGUUUUAGGACAAUUAGAGUCAUUUGACUUUAUUUUUGUUGCUCACUUGAUGUUGACUAUUUUUGGAUACACUAAUGAUUUGUGUGUUGCUUUGCAAAGAAAGGAGCAAGAUAUUGUAAAUGCCAUGGAACUUGUCACUUAUACAAAAACGGUGUUGCAAAAAAUGAGGGAGCGAGGAUGGGAUACUCUCUUAAACAAGGUAACUUCAUUUUGCACUAAACAUGGUGUUGUUAUUCCCACUAUGGAUUCUCUUUAUGUUCCUCAUGGAAGAUCAAGACGUUUUGUUGAAGAAGCAACAAAUGAACAUCAUUUUCGGGUUGGAAUUUUCUUAAGAUAA
Molecule: messenger RNA, 1857 nt
Organism: Chenopodium quinoa (quinoa)
Lineage: Eukaryota; Viridiplantae; Streptophyta; Magnoliopsida; Caryophyllales; Amaranthaceae
Product: zinc finger MYM-type protein 1-like
Exons: 1
Coding region: 1-1857 (618 amino acids)
Source: RefSeq, a predicted model, not a curated record